AUGGCGGCUGGUGACAAACGAAGACUGAUUAUGAUUGCCGGCAAAGGAACGAGUGAGCGAGAGGGCGUGGUCAAAGUAGGAAGUGAACGAUUGCGGUGGCAACUUCUUGGAGAUUCUUCUCCAGGCAACGAGGAAUUCCUGCUUCCAGAGCGCACCGUGGCGGCCGUAUUUCGAGUAAUCAUCCUUGGAACCAUAGCCGCUCAGUUUCCCGUAGGCUUUGUACUUGCCAUAGCCACUGAGUUUGCCGUAGGAAUCGCGGUCAGCGUAAUCUUUGCUGCUGCCAGAUUGUCCGUAUUUGCCGUAUUUGUCGAAUUCACUAGCAACGUCGCUCUUACCGUAGGCAUCGAAUUUCCCCUUGGCCUUCAGUUUCCCGUACAGUUCAAACUUGCUGGAAACAUCGCGGUUGCCAUAUUUCUUCAUUUGACCAUAACUGUCGUAGUCGUUGUAGUGCUUCUUCUUGCCAUAGCUAUCGUGUCCCCCACCACGACGGAAUUUGGUGAACUGUUCAAACUUGCUGCCUUGUUCUUCAUUUCCGUGACCGUAAAAUCUACCCUUGGCCUUCAGCCUUUAGAAAAGAAUGAGUUAUCCUUUGCACUGUACGAUACGAAAGCCUCUGCUGAUGUGAUUCGUGCGCACCGGUGCAAGGUGAUUCUGUGGGACUGGAUGGGCCUGAAAACUAAUCUCAUGCUUGCGGAUGAACAGAUUGAAGAAGUAGACGAAUUUGUUUGUCUGAGCAGAUGUAUCAAUCCCGGUGGUCUCGCGAAAGCUGGUAUCUCCAUUCGGAUUGAAAAGGCAAGUGCGGCUUUUGUGAACCUAUCUCACCUUUGGCAUAGAUGUGCCGUCAUCUUAUCCAUCAAGGGUCGAGAUUACAGUCCUGCGCAUCCUCCUCCGUGGACUCCGUUUUACGAUCAGGUCGGCGAACCAAAGUUUCAAACUUGCGGCGAUGUUUCGGAUCCAGUUUCUCUCUGUACUCUGGACGGAGAAGCAUUGCAGCAUAACCAAAACUUGCUGACUUCAGUCCGGCCUUUUGACACUCGAUUACGGUACUCGUUAAUAUAG
Messenger RNA from Opisthorchis viverrini, 1059 nucleotides. RefSeq lists its product as hypothetical. The transcript is spliced from 6 exons. The record is from RefSeq and is a predicted model, not a curated record. The coding region runs from base 1 to 1059 and encodes 352 amino acids. NCBI's taxonomy places the organism in Eukaryota, Metazoa, Platyhelminthes, Trematoda, Opisthorchiida, Opisthorchiidae.